UUCUCUCAGUUUAAGUUCAACCCGCGGAGGAAUGUGCUGGUGAAGUGCAGUGAAUCAUUUUCUAAGAUUCCUACAUAUUUCUUUUGUUUAGAAACCCACUAAUGAGUAUUGGUGACCGACCCAUCCAUCCUUUGGAAUGGUUGAAUGGCACUUACUUAUAUUUUCGAAUCCCUAUCAGCCAGUGAAGUGUGACUCGCCGCAGUGACCGACCGUAAAUUGAUUGAAUUAAUUUGCUCUCAUUGAAACUCUCUUGCUCAUCGGCUUCGAUGAUGGUGGAACAGUGAGAAUAUCAGCGGCUUGCCUUUGACCUUUGUUCACUAAACAUCAACAUAAAUAACCGUAUCACCUUCCACAAGGCAGACGCUUUAACGUAGAUUACGCGUCCACUAGAGCAGGAUGCUGCUCGCACAUGCUUACAACGUUUUAGUAGGUUAAGCCCACCAGCAGCUAUCGUGAGUACACACGAUGGAGAACAACACGUCGAUCGAAAUCGACGCUUCAAAGGACGAUUUUAAGCCGAUUAGCAACUUAAGUUUCCGGAAAAUCUCCUACGUCGUCAAAGGAAACGAUGGAAAGGACAAACAGCUACUGCAUGGGAUAAACGGUUGCUUCCAAUCUGGUCGUUUGACAGGAAUUCUCGGUCCUUCCGGAGCAGGGAAGUCUACGCUGCUGAACAUUCUAAGCGGAUUCAAAAUAAACAAUGUCUCCGGAGAAAUUCUCGUCAACGGAAUCCUCAUCAACAAUAGCAAAUACCGCAGGGAAGUAACGUACACUUCCCAGGACGUCAGCAUGCUCGGCAACUUAACGGUACGGGAAAGCCUAGAUUUUGCUGCAGAACUCAAGCUUCCGAAAUCGGUCUCCUCUGCAUCCAAAUCGAAAACCGUCAUCGAUACCAUCAAACUUCUGGGGCUGCAAAAGUGUGCCAACAACUCGGUGCAUUCCAUAUCCGGUGGCGAGAAGAAGCGGCUCUCCAUCGGACUGGAGCUGAUCUCAAAUCCGAAGAUAAUGUUCUUCGACGAGCCGACCAGUGGGUUGGACAUUAUCGCUGCCAUGCAGGUGAUUUCGCACCUAAAGGAUCUGGCCCUGAGUGGCCGCUGUGUAGUCUGCGUGAUCCACCAGCCAAGUUCCAGUAUUCUGCAGAUGUUCGACGAUCUGAUGGUGCUCUCGGAGGGAAGUUGCAUUUUCAAGGGUCCUCUUGGUGAGUUGGUGUCUACGUUUAAGGCGAGCGGUUUCGAGUGUCCAAACUAUUAUAAUCGAGCGGAUUUUGCAUUGGAAGUGGCGAGUUUGAAGCACGAAGGGAAUUUGGUGGAGUUGAUCGAAAAAUGUAAGGAAGAUUACGUGGUGGUUGGGAAAAACGUUAACGAUAGUGUGAAUAGUUGUGAAAAAGAUUCGAUGCUAGUUGGAAGUGAUUGUGGGAGUUCGGAUAGUUCGGAAAGUGCGGAUAGGCAAUAUCCGGUGUCACAGUGGGAUCAGUUUCUGAUACUUACCAAACGGACAACUUUGUGCACGUUUAGGGAUUUGCAGCUGAUGAGGAUGCGGAUCUUGGCGCAUCUUCUGGUGGGGCUGUUGAUUGGCGUUGUGUUCUGGAAGGUGGGAAACGAUGGCUCUAAAGUGCUGAGCAAUGCAUCCUGUUUGUUCUUCUUCCUGAUAUUCCUGUUCUUCGCCAACUCGAUGCCACUGGUAAUGACUUUUCCUCUAGAGACUGCUGUGUUUAUAAGAGAACGAAUGAACAAUUGGUAUUCGUUGACUGCUUAUUUCUUUUCAAAGCUGGUUGCUGACUUUCCAUUUCUGAUUCUGGGUCCAACGCUGUUCCUAGUGAGCGCUUACUACAUGACAUCCCAACCGGUAGAACUAGAACGCUUGGUAAUGCUCUGGGGCAUCUGUAUUCUUCUGUCAUGGAUAGCGCAGCUCACAGGACUACUCGCUGGAAGUUCACUGCCAUUAGAGCUCAGCGUAUUCUGCGUGCCCUGCUCGGUCAUCCCGAUGCUCAUCUUCUGUGGCUUCUUCGUGCGGUUCCGGGAGAUGUUCAGCUUCCUGGUGCCGUUUACCUACGUGGGCUACUUUCGGUACGCCUUCGAGGGCUCCAUGCAGGCCAUCUACGGGUUUGGGCGCGAAAACAUUCCGUGCGAGAAGUUUUGCUACUUUAGCAAGGUGAGCAAGUUUCUGGAGAGCUUCGACAUGGAGGAAAACCGCUUCACGGUGGACGUGUGCGGACUGCUGGCGUGGAUUGUGCUGCUGCAUGGGGCGCUGUUUGUCAGUUUGGCAUUCAGGUUGAAACGUAAUCGGUAGAUUGUUAAGGGGAGUUAAGGAUUAGGUUAAGGUUUUUACGACACUUUUUUAUUCAAAGGAAACUUUAGUAUUUUUGAAA
This is a messenger RNA of Aedes aegypti (yellow fever mosquito), 2368 nucleotides long. RefSeq names its product ATP-binding cassette sub-family G member 1. Gene Ontology annotation, molecular function: ABC-type transporter activity; ATP binding; ATP hydrolysis activity. The record is from RefSeq and is a predicted model, not a curated record. The transcript has 6 exons. Bases 466 to 2289 code for a protein of 607 amino acids. Gene Ontology annotation, cellular component: plasma membrane. NCBI's taxonomy places the organism in Eukaryota, Metazoa, Arthropoda, Insecta, Diptera, Culicidae.